Messenger RNA from Helicoverpa armigera (cotton bollworm), 453 nucleotides. RefSeq lists its product as uncharacterized. The record is from RefSeq and is a predicted model, not a curated record. Lineage: Eukaryota; Metazoa; Arthropoda; Insecta; Lepidoptera; Noctuidae. The transcript has a single exon. Bases 1 to 453 code for a protein of 150 amino acids.
AUGUCAUCAUCGUCAUCAUCUCCCGAGCCUUUUCUCAACUAUAUUGGGGUCGGCUUUCAGUCUCACUGGAUGCAGCCAAGUACCAGUGUUUUAAGGCACGCCUCCAUAGUGGCGGUAAGUCCCCUCUUUGAGGAGUGGCUCUUGAGGAGUCACGGCGCCCUCACGUACCUCACCGGACACGGUUGUUUCGGGAGGUACUUGCAUCGAAUCGGUCGUCAGGAGGCGUCCGGGUGUCACCACUGUGCGGACAGCCCCGAGGACACGGUUGACCACACAGUCCAGGAAUGCCCUGCGUGGGAAGGGCACCGCUGGGUCCUCGUCGAGGCUUUAGGCGACGGCGACCUCACGCGUCCGUCUCUGGUUCAGGCCAUGGUCCGGGGCGAGAGGGAAUGGGAUGCCGUCGCCUCCUUCUGCGUAGCAGUCAUACUCGAGAAGGAGGCGGCGGAACGUUAG